AUGCACUCCUAUGGUUCCUUUCGAUCUUGACUGACCGUAUCGGGGGAGUGGACUCCUUUGGCUCUCGACCACGAAACACGCAGGUGAUGCUCCGCUCUCCGACGCUGCCAGCGGCCACCAAACCACGCUUCAUUUACACGGCAAGCUUCUGAUCCGCAGACUCUGCCUCCGACAAUCGACAAGGGGUGCGUUGCGACCCGAGCCCGAGGACAGCUCACUCAGGAGUGUUCGUUCCUCCUAGCCAUCCAUCCGACCUCCGAACCCAUUUCCAACACCGGAUCGAUCACGUCGCCUUGCUGCAAGCACCGCCCUUCCCUCCGACCUCUGCUCUGUUUUACUGCGAUCACCACUGGCUCGCCGCCGUGCACGGCCCACCAUGUCCUUCCUAGACAAUGCAUACAGUCUGGUCAAGGACAGUGCCACCGAGGGCACCCCCACGUUGGCCGAGCUGCGGACCCAGCUCGAGAAGGGCACCGACGAGACCAAGGUCGAGACCAUGAAGCGCAUCUUGACCAUCAUGCUCAACGGCGACCCUAUGCCCCAAUUGCUCAUGCACAUCAUCCGAUUCGUCAUGCCGUCCAAGUCCAAACCGCUAAAGAAGCUGCUUUACUUCUAUUACGAAAUCUGCCCCAAGCUCGACGCUCAUGGGAAGCUAAAGCAGGAGUUCAUCUUAGUAUGUAACGGCAUCCGUAACGACUUGCAACAUCCGAACGAGUUCAUCCGAGGCAACACGUUGCGCUUCCUCUGCAAGCUUCGGGAACCCGAGCUCCUCGAGCCGCUGCUCUCGUCGGCGCGCUCGUGUCUGGAGCAUCGUCACGCUUACGUACGGAAGAACGCCGUCUUCGCCGUAGCAUCCAUCCACCAGCACUCGCCAUCGCUAAUCCCUGAUGCCGCCGACCUCAUCGCCACAUUUCUCGAAGGAGAGAGCGACCCGACAUGCAAGAGGAACGGCUUCGCUGCCCUGUCCAGCAUCAGCCAUGACAAGGCGCUGGCCUACUUAAGCGCCGUCUUCGAUGGUAUCCCAAAUGCAGAGGAGCUCCUGCAGCUCGUCGAGCUCGAGUUCAUCAGGAAAGAUGCCGUCCACAACUCGCAAAACAAGGCGCGGUACUUGCGGCUCAUCUUCGACCUUCUCGAGGCAAAUACAUCCACAGUUGUUUACGAGGCAGCGUCCUCCCUCACGGCGCUGACUAACAACCCCGUGGCUGUCAAGGCCGCCGCCGGAAAGUUCAUCGAGCUUGCGAUCAAGGAGGCAGACAACAACGUCAAACUUAUCGUGCUCGACCGGGUUGACCAGCUCCGGCAGAAGAACGAGGGAAUCCUUGAUGACCUAAUAAUGGAGAUUCUGCGCGUGCUAUCGAGUCCCGAUAUCGAUGUGCGCAGGAAGGCGCUAGAGAUCGCGUUGGAGAUGGUGUCAAGCAAGAACGUCGAGGAGGUUGUCCUCCUUCUCAAGAAGGAACUGUCCAAGACGGUCGACCAGGAGUAUGAGAAGAACAGCGAAUACCGCCAACUCCUCAUCCACUCCAUCCACCAGUGCGCAGUCAAGUUCUCCGAGGUGGCUGCCAGCGUUGUAGAUCUUCUCAUGGACUUCAUUGCCGAUUUCACCAACGCCUCAGCUGUCGACGUUAUCAACUUCGUCAAGGAGGUUGUGGAGAGGUUCCCCGCACUGCGCCCGGCUAUUACGCAAAGACUCGUCGACACACUCAGGGAGGUCCGCGCUGGGAAGGUUUACCGCGGUAUUCUCUGGAUCAUUGGCGAGUACUCCCUCGACGAGAAGGAUAUCCGGGAUGCUUGGAAGGGUAUUAGGGCUAGCCUCGGCGAGAUUCCCAUCUUGGCGUCGGAGCAGCGGUUGCUUGACAACAUGGAUAAUGAGGAGGAGAAGGACCAUGCUCAGGUCAAUGGGCAUCCCAAAUCGACCGCGGCUGGCUCCCGGAAGGUUCUUGCGGAUGGGACAUAUGCAACCGAGACUGCCCUCACGAGCCAAUCUGCCGCUGCCGCCAAACUAGAAGCCGUCAAGGCAUCCUCAAAGCCCCCGCUCAGGCAGCUCAUUCUGGAUGGUGAUUACUAUCUGGCCGCCGUCUUAGCCGCGACGCUCACGAAGCUGGUCAUGCGCCAUUCUGAAAUCUCUUCCGAGGCCGCUCGCACCAAUGCUCUCCGGGCCGAGGCCAUGCUGAUCAUGAUCUCCAUCAUUCGCGUCGGCCAGUCACAGUUCGUCAAGGCGCCUAUUGACGAAGAUUCGGUCGAUCGCAUAAUGAGCUGCGUACGAUCGCUCGCCGAGUUCAAGGAGCACAAGGAGCUGGAGACGGUAUAUCUAGAGGACACAAGGAAGGCUUUCCGUGCCAUGGUGCAGGUGGAGGAGAAGAAGCGCGAGGCCAAAGCAGCGUUCGAGAAGGCCAAGACGGCCGUGCAGGUCGAUGAUGUGGUUUCGAUCCGCCAGUUGUCUAAGAAGAAUGCCGUCGACGGUGCUGAUGCAAUCGAGCUUGACCUAGAGCGGGCAACAGGCGGUGACAGCAGCGCGGCCGAAGAUCUCUCUGGCAAGCUUAGCCGCGUUGUGCAGCUCACCGGUUUCUCGGAUCCUGUGUAUGCCGAGGCAUACGUCAAAGUCCACCAGUUCGACAUCAUUCUCGACGUACUACUCGUCAACCAGACGACCGACACGCUGCAGAAUCUUACCGUCGAGUUUGCCACCCUCGGCGACCUCAAGGUGGUGGAGCGGCCGACGAGCCAGAACCUGGGUCCGCACGAUUUCCACAACGUGCAGUGCACCAUCAAGGUGUCUUCGACCGACACAGGCGUCAUCUUUGGCAACGUCGUGUACGAAGGCGCGCACUCGACCGACACCAGCGUGGUCAUCCUCAACGACCUGCACGUCGACAUCAUGGACUACAUUCAACCGGCGACGUGCUCCGAGACGCAAUUCCGCACCAUGUGGACCGAGUUUGAGUGGGAGAACAAGGUCAACAUCAACAGCAAGGCCCAGUCGCUGCGCGACUUCCUCGACCAACUCAUGGCCUGCACGAACAUGAACUGCCUCACCCCCGAGGCGAGUUUGAAGGGCGACUGCCAGUUCUUGAGCGCCAAUCUGUAUGCCAGGAGUGUAUUCGGCGAGGAUGCCCUGGCGAACUUGAGCAUCGAGAAAGAAGGGGACGACGGCCCCAUUACUGGCUUCCUCAGGAUACGCAGCAGGUCGCAGGGGCUGGCCCUCAGCCUGGGAUCCCUCAAGGGUUUGAACAAGAUUGGCUCGGCGGCUGCUUGAAGAUAGCGAAGCCUGCAGCCUCUUUUGGGCCAAAUUACCGGAGCGGACUUCUCCGUUCCCGGUGGCGGCAAGGGCAGACGCAGACGCCGUGCGUGAUACUCGGAAGAGGAGCCGAGGCGGGACUCCGAUCUGAAUCACAGCGUUGAUGGGAUUAGAUACGGUAGAGGAGGGAUGUUCGAGCGGGUUGUUGGUGGGACUGCUAGUAGGAGUUCAGGGUUGGAAGACCGCAUGGAAGUUGAGGGCCCAAAAAUGAGAUGGAUGCGAAAAAGGGCGGCAAGAGGUAGUUCAGCGGAGAUGUUUAGAUUAUACAGCAGCAUUCCAUGAGAUUCACCGUUUGAUUCUGGACCAAAGGAACGGGUAGGCUCAUAUGCAGAGCAAAAUCAUCAUUGUUGAAAAUGAAAUCGACUAGUGGUC
Parathielavia appendiculata is the source of this 3667-nucleotide messenger RNA. Its product is annotated as Coatomer, beta subunit. The record is from RefSeq and is a predicted model, not a curated record. Lineage: Eukaryota; Fungi; Ascomycota; Sordariomycetes; Sordariales; Chaetomiaceae. The transcript is spliced from 3 exons. The coding region runs from base 377 to 3253 and encodes 958 amino acids. Gene Ontology annotation, molecular function: structural molecule activity. Gene Ontology annotation, cellular component: cytoplasm; COPI vesicle coat. Gene Ontology annotation, biological process: endoplasmic reticulum to Golgi vesicle-mediated transport; intracellular protein transport; intra-Golgi vesicle-mediated transport.